Messenger RNA from Populus nigra (black poplar), 2478 nucleotides. Its product is annotated as protein ROOT HAIR DEFECTIVE 3 homolog 2-like. The record is from RefSeq and is a predicted model, not a curated record. The transcript has 23 exons. Gene Ontology annotation, molecular function: ATP binding; GTP binding; ATP hydrolysis activity. The coding region runs from base 1 to 2478 and encodes 825 amino acids. Gene Ontology annotation, biological process: endoplasmic reticulum membrane fusion. Gene Ontology annotation, cellular component: endoplasmic reticulum. NCBI's taxonomy places the organism in Eukaryota, Viridiplantae, Streptophyta, Magnoliopsida, Malpighiales, Salicaceae.
AUGAGUGUAAGGGAGCAAGGAGGACAGGAUUGUUGUGGCGCACAACUGAUAGAUGAAAAUGGAGCGUUCAAUGUUGAAGGCCUAGAGAACUUCAUGAGAGCCACUAAAAUGUCAGACUGUGGUGCCACUUAUGCUUCUGUUGCAAUUCUGGGUCCCCAAAGUAGUGGGAAGAGCACUCUAUUGAAUCGUACAUUUGGGACAAAAUUCAAGGAGAUGGACGCCUGCAGGGGACGGAGUCAGACGACAAAGGGUGUUUGGAUUGGAAAUUGUACUCGUAUCGAGCCUUUCAUAAUGGUCAUGGACCUCGAGGGAACAGAUAGCAGGGAAAGAGGCCAGGAUGAUACAACAUUUGAGAAACAAAGUGCCCUUUUUGCUCUAGCGAUUUCAGACAUUGUACUGAUAAACAUAUGGUGCCAUGAUAUUGGUCGAGAGCAUGCUGCCAACAAACCCCUUCUUAAAAUAGUUUUCCAGGUGAUGAUGCGUUUAUUCAGCCCCCGUAAGACUACACUGCUGUUUGUUAUACGUGAUCAAACAAAGACUCCACUUGAGUAUCUAGAGCUUGUUCUUAGGGAAGAUAUUCAGAAGAUAUGGAGUGAAGUUGCUAAACCUGAGGCUCAAAAAAGUUCUCCCCUGAGUGAUUUUUUUUAUGUGGAGGUUAUUGCUUUGUCUAGCUUUGAAGCAAAUAAGAAGCAAUUUAAAGAAGAGGUUGCUCAACUGAGGCAGCGGAUUUCCGAUUAUUUUUCUACAGGGGGCCGCCUGGCUGGUGAUAGGCAGGGAGUUGUCCCUGCUUCAGGAUUUUCUUUCAUUCUGCAGCAGAUAUGGAAAGCAGUGAAAGAGAACAGGGAUCUGGAUCUUCCUGCUCACAAGGUGAUGGUUGCCACUGUUCGAUGUGAAGAGAUUGCAAACGAGAUGCUCAAACGGUUGAACUCUGAUAAGGUUUGGAUGGCAUUGAAAGAAGAUGUUAAAGCUGGUCUGGUACCAGGGUUCGGGGAAACACUUCGCUCUAUUUUAGAAUCCUAUCUUUCAGAAUACGACAAGGAGUCCAUCUAUUUUGAUGAUGGUGUAAGAAAUGCAAAACGGCAACAGUUGGAGCUAAAUUUUUUAGAUGUGGUACGCCAUGCUCAGGCUACCAUGUUGGGCCAUCUAAGUUCGAAGGCACUCAAAAGUUUUAAGAUUGGGCUGAAACAAUCGCUGAACGAUGGAAAAGGGUUUGCUGAAUCUGUUCGUGCUAGUAAACGUUCUUCCAUGUCCGAUUUUGAUCGAGGAUGUGAAGAUGCUUCCAUAAGACACAGUAAUUUGGAUGCUUCCGAGGUCCGCAAAAAACUUGGCAGUGAUAUGGAGACACUCGCGUCAUCGAUAUCCAAAAGCGAGUUGUCAGAAUUGAUGGCCAAAAUUAAGAAACAACUCACUGAUGAGCUCACUGGACCUGUAGAAUCCCUACUGGAAGCUGCUGAAAACAACACGUGGCCUUCAUUGAGAAAACUUGUUAAGUACAAGUCUAAGGAUGCUGUCUUCGAAUUUUCAACUGCUGUUGCUAGUUUUGAGUUAGACAGAUCUAAAUUUGACAGAAUGGUGCAAACUUUGAGGAAGCAUGCAAGAAACGUAGUUGAAAAAAAAGCUAGAGAAGCAGCAGCAGCAGAUAAAACCCUUCCCCGGAUGAAGGAUAGGUUCAAAACGGUUUUCAAUUAUGACAACCAUUCAAGGCCAAGAGUUUGGACUGGCAGAGAAAACAUUGAAACAAUUGUGAAAGAUGCACACUCUGAGUGUUUGAAAAUCCUGUCAAUCAUGGCAGCCAUUCGCCUAGACAAGAAGCAAGAUAAUAUCGAGAAAGUUCUUUCCUCGCUCAUGGAUGAAACUGUCUCUGCUCCAUCUUCCAGAGAUGGAAGCAAUGAGGCUGCUAGUGACCCCCUUGCCUCAAGCAAAUGGGAAGAGAUCUCUCCAAAUGAUACACUGCUGACACCAGUGCUGUGCAAGUCAUUAUGGGAGCGGUUUGAAGCAGAGACCAAGAAUGUAGUGGACCAAGCUAUUUCCUCCCAGGCGGCAAACUUCCGGUGGAGGAACUUCACCUGGGUUCCAGUGGCAGUGGACAUUGCGCUGGAAGUAGCUGGAAUUGCGGGGGUGGUGUUCUUUGGAGAGCAGUGGCAUGCGCCGCAGCCACUUCUGGACACUGGAACAGUGGAGGCGCGUCAUCUCCAUGUUGUACAGAUAGAGCAUGCUCCAUCAAUCAUUUUCAUGGAUGAAAUUGACAGUGUCGGAUCUGCUCGAAUGGAAUCUGGGAGCGGCAAUGGUGACAGUGAGGUGCAGCGAACUAUGCUGGAGCUUCUAAAUCAGCUGGAUGGAUUUGAAGCAUCAAACAAGAUAAAGAGUGAUGUUCAGUCACGUUGUGAUAUCUUGAAAAUCCAUUCAAGAAGGAUGAAUUUAAUGCGUGGGAUUGAUUUGAAGAAGAUAGCUGGGAAGAUGAAUGGUGAUUCUGGUUAA